Sorex fumeus (smoky shrew) is the source of this 2919-nucleotide messenger RNA. RefSeq names its product peptidylprolyl isomerase like 4 (gene PPIL4). The record is from RefSeq and is a predicted model, not a curated record. The coding region runs from base 96 to 1574 and encodes 492 amino acids. Gene Ontology annotation, biological process: protein peptidyl-prolyl isomerization. Lineage: Eukaryota; Metazoa; Chordata; Mammalia; Eulipotyphla; Soricidae. The transcript is spliced from 13 exons. Gene Ontology annotation, cellular component: nucleus. Gene Ontology annotation, molecular function: peptidyl-prolyl cis-trans isomerase activity; RNA binding.
CGGGCUGUGCCUGUCACCUCCAGGCUUGCUGCGGCGGUGGAGCUUGAGUAGGAGGUAGAGGAGGAGGAGGAGGAGGAGGAGGAGGAGCGGGCGCCAUGGCGGUUCUUCUGGAGACCACUUUGGGCGACGUCGUCAUCGACUUGUACACCGAGGAGCGGCCUCGCGCUUGCUUGAACUUUCUGAAGUUGUGCAAAAUAAAAUAUUAUAAUUAUUGCCUUAUUCACAAUGUACAGAGGGAUUUUAUUAUACAAACUGGAGAUCCUACAGGCACUGGCCGAGGAGGAGAGUCUGUUUUUGGUCAAUUGUAUGGUGAUCAAGCAAGCUUUUUUGAGGUGGAGAAAGUGCCAAGAAUUAAGCACAAGAAGAAAGGCACGGUAUCAAUGGUGAACAAUGGCAGUGAUCAACAUGGAUCACAGUUCCUUAUUACCACAGGAGAUAAUCUAGAUUACCUUGAUGGUGUUCAUACAGUGUUUGGAGAAGUGACAGAAGGCAUGGAUAUAAUUAAGAAAAUUAAUGAGACCUUUGUUGACAAGGACUUCGUACCUUAUCAGGAUAUCAGGAUAAAUCAUACAGUGAUUUUAGAUGAUCCGUUUGAUGACCCUCCUGAUUUAUUAAUUCCUGAUCGAUCACCAGAGCCUACAAGGGAGCAGCUAGAUAGUGGGCGAAUUGGAGCAGAUGAAGAAAUCGAUGAUUUCAAAGGAAGAUCAGCUGAAGAAGUAGAAGAAAUAAAGGCAGAAAAAGAGGCCAAAACUCAAGCUAUUCUGUUAGAAAUGGUGGGAGACCUACCAGAUGCAGACAUUAAACCUCCAGAAAAUGUCCUAUUUGUGUGUAAAUUAAACCCAGUCACUACAGAUGAGGAUCUGGAGAUAAUAUUUUCAAGAUUUGGGCCAAUAAGAAGUUGUGAAGUUAUCCGUGACUGGAAGACAGGAGAAUCUCUAUGUUAUGCUUUUAUUGAAUUUGAGAAGGAAGAAGAUUGUGAAAAAGCUUUCUUCAAAAUGGACAAUGUGCUUAUAGACGACCGAAGAAUACAUGUGGAUUUUAGCCAGUCAGUUGCAAAAGUUAAGUGGAAGGGAAAAGGUGGAAAAUAUACCAAGAGUGAUUUCAAGGAGUAUGAAAAGGAACAAGAUAAACCAUCUAAUUUGGUUCUGAAAGAUAAAGUAAAGCCCAAACAGGACGCAAAAUACGAUCUAAUAUUAGAUGAGCAGGGGGAGGACUCAAAGUCAAGUCACUCACACACAAGUAAAAAGCAUAAGAAGAAAACUCGUCACUGCUCUGAAGAAAAAGAAGAUGAGGACUACAUGCCAAUCAAAAAUACCAAUCAGGACAUCUACAGGGAGAUGGGGUUCGGCCACUACGAAGAAGAAGAGAGCUGCUGGGAGAAGCAGAAGAGCGAGAAGAGAGACCGGCCGCAGCACCGGAGCCGGAGCCGGUCCCGAGAAAGGGACGGCCACUUCAGUCACAGUCACAAGUCCAAGCACCAAGCCGACACCUACGAGAGGGAAAGGAGCAAAAAGAGAGACCGAAGCAGGAGUCCCAAGAAAUCCAAAGAUAAAGACAAGUCCAAGUACAGAUGAGCAGGAGCCGGGCAGGAGUGCUCGCGGUGGUCCCCCCGUGCGGGUCCACUGCCUCUGUCUGUCCCCCUCGGGGCCUGGCCCUGUAGACUAAUACUGAUUUGUAGCGGGCUCAAAGGAGAGGAGCAGUGGAACAUUUCCUUUGUAUACAUUUUCUACAGUCUUAUUGUUAGAUGUAAGAGUCUCCAUUUUUCAGGUCUUUCGCAUUUUUUCACUUUUUUAAAAAGGAACUAUUGCGUAACUAUGAAAAUGCACAAGCAAGUGUGUCAAAGGUAUAAAGAAAAGUAAGAGGCUGGGGCAUGUGCAGGACCCUCGAUUUGAACCCCGUACCACAUGUCCUACUGUGGCACCCCCCUCCCUCCUGUUUGACUCCCAGAACAUUAGCAGACAAAAAGUAUAAAUAAAUAUGUAUAUAUAUAUAUAUCUUUGUGUUCAGCCAGCUUAAGAAAUAGAAUAUCGCCUUCACUUUCGAAGUCCCAUGUAUCUUCUCUUCAAAUAAUUAUUUUGAUUAUUUGUGUUGUUUUCUUGUUACUGUAGUUUUGCAACAUAUGUAUCUGUCCCUAAGUAAAGUGUUAAGUUUCCUAUGUUUUUGAAUUUUAUAUAAAUGGUAUAUUAUAUGUUCGCCUCUGUGACCUGCUUUAUUCAGCUUAGUGUUUUUGAGUCAUCUUUUUUUUUUUAAUUGCUGUAUAGUAUUACAUGAAUAGACCACAAUUUAUCCAUUCUUCUGUUGAUGGACAUUUGGGGUUUGUUUAUUUUUGUUUUUGCUAUUGCAAACAAUGCUGUGCUGAGUGGUACUGCUUGUCAUGAGGUUUGGAUAUUUCAUCUUUACAAGAUGAUGCCAGCUUCUUUUGUACAGUGGCUGUGUCAUUUUUUUACCCUUCCUGGCACUGAGUUAGUACCUCUGCUUCACACGCCCUUCAACACUUCAUGUUAGACUUUGAUUUUGCUGAUCUUUUGGCAAGUCAGUGGUAUCUUACUGAUUUCCAGCAGGAAGACUACUGUUACCUUUUUCAAGAUUUGAAGAUUACUUCUAAGAUUACUUUUUUCCUACCCCUGGUAUUUAGCAAUUUUUGUGAUGUGCUUGCUUGUAUUUUUUCCUCCCUGUUCUGCAGGACUUGUGGGUUUGUGGUCUUUAUCAGAUUUAGAAUUUUGGUUUUUACUUUUUUCUCCCCCUCUCCUUUUCUCUGGAACUCUUAGUUACUUGUUUGUUCCACCACUUGAAGCUAUUACAGAGAGCACACUCCAACUGUCUUCUGCUUGUUGUUUUUCCUCUCUGUGUUCCAUAUUGAUAGUAAGUUCAUAAAUCUUUUCUACUAAAAGAGCUCAUUUUCUCAUGAUUCCUUCUGUG